UUUUUCUCUCGGUCGAAGGUGGACACUCCAAAGAAACGAGCGGCGACCUCUUUAGUUAAAGAAGAAUUCUUAGAAAUUGUGUUUGUAUAAAUAAGAAAUAAAGGAAAAGCCAAAGAAGUUUUUUUUAUUAAAAUAUCUACAAUAAAAAUAAAUAUAUUAAAAAUAAUAAAAUAAAUUUGAAAUUGAUCAAAAUGCAAAUAUAUUUUUAGUUGAAAAAGGAUUUUAUGAUUCUGUAUCUCGUAGUUUUCAAAUAAAGUGAGUGCAAGUGCUUUUUGUUGUAGAACAAUAAAUAAAAAAAUUGUCUAAAUGAGGAUGGCAGCCACAGCUGCCGUCUACAAUCGGCUCCACAAUACAAGUGUGGGUGUGGUUGGAGGCGGCCUAAGUUCUGGACCAGCCGGUGGAGGCAGUGGCGGAGGUCUGGGUCACCAUCAUCAGCUGGCACGUUCUCUAGAACGCAUACUAGAGGAGGCCCAUCUCAGUGGAGAACUUAUAUUGACCAAUAGAAAAUUGAAAGAUUUUCCAAAAACUGGCACCAAAUAUAAUCUCAACGAUACAGUGAUUGCAGAUUUAUCCCGCAACCGAUUUUGUGAAUUGCCGGAAGAAAUUACCACAUUUUCUUUUCUUGAAACGCUGCUGCUCUAUCACAACACCAUACGCAGCAUACCGGAAUCGGUGAAACAUUUGACUUCUUUAACAUAUUUAGACUUGCGCAGCAAUCAAUUGUCUUCAUUGCCGCGUGAAUUAUGCUUUCUACCCCUGCAAGUAUUAUUGGUAUCAAAUAAUCGUUUGACUGCGCUACCGGAUGAAUUGGGACGUAUGGAUCGUUUAACCGAUUUGGAUGCUUCAUACAAUCAGCUUACAACAUUACCAGCACGCAUUGGUGAAUUGCGUUCUUUAAGAUCGUUUUCUUUGCGUAGCAAUCAAUUGAUGUAUUUACCUCGAGAAUUAACCUGUCUAACAUUGGUUUCAUUGGAUGUAUCGAAUAAUCGCAUUUCUAGUCUACCUCUUGAAAUUCGUCAAAUGUCAACGUUGGUUGAAAUCAAUCUUGAAAAUAAUCCCAUGACUUCACCGCCAGCUAGUCUCUGUGUUCGUGGUUUGGUGCACGUCUUUAAAUAUUUAGAAACUCAAGCAACCAAAGAAGAAAAAGGCUCUCGAGCUGGAGGAAAUUAUGAUGGUUACACAACCUUAAGACGGGCACCGCGUAACAAUUCCAAUGGCAAUGUUUUAGAGACACAUCGUGUUGUUAGACAUCAUGUGGAUUCUGGUUACAGUACUUGUGAUGGUAUUGAUAAACGUUGGUCUCAUGAUAUGCCCCUGAAAUCAAAAAAUGAAUCUCCCAUACGUAUGACACCUACAACACCUCCUUUAUCAAAAGCAUCUCUGCUAAAUGCUGAUCUCAUGGAUGCCUCAUUAACUUCGAGUACAAGUACCAUAGUCGAUGAAUCGAUAAGUGUAACAGCUGCUGUAGUCAAACCCUUAAAUAUGGAAAGUCAGUCUACAAGUGAUUUGAGCUGUUCGCCCAUUAAACGGAAAGAGGAAAAUAAUUUAAUGCAUUUACAACAACAACACCUCAAUUAUGUCCAUAACCAUUCUAGUUCGAGUAGUGGUUCCACACCCGAUUUAGACGAUGGCAUGAUCGAUCACAAUCUACAGCAACAACCAAAUGGCAAAUUAGAUGAUAAAGUAAAUAAAAAUUUGGGAAAUAUACAAACUUAUAGGGAAUAUAAAGAGGCUUUAAAACAGCAACGUAGUCAAGAAGUCUACAAAUUAAAAGAACAAAAACAUGUUUAUGAUGCAAAUGAAUCCCCCUCUCCACAGCCAAACGAAGACAUGGAAAUACGCUUGAAUGGUAAUGCGCAAAGCGCACCAGUGCCAAAAUCCAUAAUGAAAAAUAGUGCCAAUAAUUCAAAUGCAACAUUAAAUGGUGUUAGUGUUAGUGUCAGUGCUAGUGGUGUGGGCAACAAUUCAGUUGUCGUAAGCAGCAGCAAUGGUGGCAUCGAAGAAACUGUAGUUAUACCAAAGAAACCCAUACAAAAAGUUAUACCCUCCAGAAAUACCGAACUAAUGUCCUCAACGAAACAUGCUGCAAACGAUGUCCUAUCGACAGUUACAACAAAUGGCGACUGUAUUGGUUAUGUCAAACCGAAUAGUCCUAUGAAAACCCUAAAUGGUGGUAGUGUUGUUAGUGGUGGCAAUGGUCUAACGGGUCUUGGAGUUGGCAUCUUAACGAAUAAUAAUAAAUUUACAACAACAACAAUGACGACAACUACAACAUCAUCGACAACGGGAGGAGGUAUAAAAUCACCAGUUGGCAAUAAUAGCAACAAAAUAAUAACUGGCAAAGCACAUAGAACUGUUACUUGGAAUCAUGACAUACCACCAGAGAAGUUAAGUUUUACUAUGCGUCGAGAAUUCGAUCGUCAAAGAGAGGAAAUCGAACUAAUGACACAAUUACGCAGUAUUAUUGAAACCCGAUUGAAAAUGACUCUACCCGAUGAUAUAGCAUCCGCUUUAACUGAUGGCGUUAUAUUGUGCCAUUUAGCAAAUUAUGUUCGACCACGUUCGGUGGCCAGCAUUCAUGUACCAUCUCCAGGAGUAUCAAAACUUACAAUGGCCCGUUGUCGUCGUAAUGUGGAUAAUUUUUUAGAAGCUUGUCGUAAAAUUGGUGUUGAUGAGGAGUUGAUUUGCUCCUGUGCAGACGUCAUACCCCUCUCUGCAACUGAUGCUGAUGGUCAUGAUAAUGAUGAAAUCGUUACAUUAGAAGACUUUAACGACAACAACGAUCAACUGUAUCGCAACAAUAAUAAUUGCACAGAUGCACAGACUGAUGCAAAAAAUCACGAAGAUCAAAAGCGACAACAGCAACGCAAAAUAUUACCAAAUCCAUCGGCCGUGCUGAAAACUGUGGCUGCAUUAAUAGCAAUGGACAGUAAUCCGCAACAUCAAAAUAUAAAAAACUUGCAACAGCAACAUGAAUUUCAAAUGAAAUUACAAGAGUUUCAAAAUCAACACCAACAAGUGCCACAACAUUGUGUGGAGGAUAAGAAACACUUAUUUUAUAUAAAUAAAAAACCAGACUUGAGCAAACAACGUCGUUGUAUGCUGCUUGAAAAUAAUGAAUCACUGCUAGAAGAAGAUGAAGAGGAGAGUGACGAUAGAGAACUACAGAAAUUGAUGAAAGAAGAGCAAAACCAAUUAACUGCAACCUGCACCAAAGAACAGAUGAUGAUGGAAUUUCAAAAUUCCAAUUAUGAUAAAUUUGAUCAUUAUGAUAAUAAUUUAAAUAGUGAUGGCGGUGGUGGUGGUGACUGUUAUGGCAAUGGUCAUCAGACAGACAACUGUUACAGCAGUAGCAGCAAAAAUGGUCACAAUAAUGCCAGCAGCUGCAACAAUGAAAGAAAGCAACAAGAAAAACAUGUUGGCUCUUCUUCAUCUUCUACAACCACAUUAAGUGUUGGAAAUUUAUAUCGUCAUUGUAAAUUGAAAACAUUUCAAAAAAUCAAAUUAAAUUUGAUUACACAUCAUGGUAAUAGUGGUGGUAGUGGUAGUAAUCAUUGCUCCUCCUCUUCUUCUUUAUUGUCAUCCUCAAUGGAUGGCAACAUGUUACAGACAAUAGUUGAGACAGAUAAUGAUGUAAUUAGUGGCAAUACAACAACAUCAACUACCGGUUUAUAUCAAAUUAUCGAUGAGAAAUAUAAAAUCAAAGAAACUGAACUAUCACUUAAGGUGAUUAACAGCCAAUCCUCUAAUAAUAAUACUACUUCAACUACAACUGCAGUCAGUGCCAGUAAUAUGAAACAUAAACUAUUCGAUUUGUCUGGCAUGGAAAAUUCAUGUGAAAAAUCUCCAACAACUUUGUCAUCAGCAACAUCGGCACAGCCCACUGAUGCAAUAGCAGCAGCUGCAACUAUCAACAAUACAGUAUCGAAACGUAUCGAGUUCUUUGAACAUGCCAAUAUACCAAAUGGUGGCAUAAUUAAACCCAAAUCAAACAUAUACAGUAUUUAUCGUGUCAACGACAAUAUGGCCAUCGAAGAUGAGAAACUUGUGAAGAAUGUUGUUAAAUUAAAAGAAGCUGGAUCUUCAAAAUCAACGGCAGCAACAUCAUUCCUAUUAAGACACGAUUCUCAUACUCUAACAAUCAUACUAUCGUGUGUUUUUAUUGUGACAUUUUUGCUGUUGGUCUUCUUUCCACUGCCAGGCUAGAAGAGUUUCUUUCAAAUAUUUCUUUAGAAAUUGCAUUUUAGUUUUAAGUAAACAUAUUUAUUGAACUUUGGCCAACUAUCUGCCAAACCAAACUUUCCUUACAUUCUCUAAUAUGUUGUAUAAUGUCACUGGACAUUUGAAUUUUUAUAAUUUUAAAGUUUUAAGCGUUUUAAACGAAUGAACGCUUUUCGAAUGAAUUAAUAAUUUUCAUUUAGUAAUUUACAUAUAAACAUAUGUAUUGCUUUUAUAUACAUACACAAACAAACAUAAACACACAAAUACCAAUUAUACCAAUUAUAAGAUAAGAAAGAUUUUAUACAAGAAAACGUUGCUUAGUGAUGCUUAUAGGAAUACCUAAUCCCUAAAGAAAGUUUACAAAAUACUUUAGUAGAGGCUGCUUAAAAUUUAGUAUUUAAUUUAUAAAAAAACACACAUAAGAAAAAGAAACGAAUUUUUAUGAAUUUAUUCUUCCUUUAUAUAAUUUUAAAAUUUACAAAAAAGAUAAGGAAACAAAUUUUAUUGAAUUUAUUCUUCCUUUAAACGAUAAGGUAUUGAAAAUUUGUUUUGUUUUUAUCAAAAUCUAACGAAUGCAUUUAAAACUCCCAAAGACUUGAAUUAUACAAUCUCUUAUAUAUUCCAUUUAACUUUCCUUAAAAGUUUCCUAUUGAAACUCUAAAAACAAACAACUAAUGAAAUAAACACUAACAAAUCAUUUUUAACUACUAAUUUUAUAAUUAAAUGUCUUUAAAAUGUUUUAUUUGAAAAUAUGUAAGGAAUUAAUUUAGACUUGACAUUCUUUGUUUGUGGUCACGGAGGAAUUACUUCAAAAGAAUGAAUAGAAAUAUAAGAAUUAAAAGAACUAUGAACUAUAAAGAGAAAAUAAAAGACUAUAGUUAAGUGUUUUUUUUUUUCAAUUCACCAAUAUUUGAUUUAAAUUACAAUUUGUUAAAAAAAAUAUUUAAUUACGUCUAACAAAUAAUAAAGCAUUUUAAGGACAUUUUUAUUAUCACAAAUACUUUAACACAAACAAAAUAUUAUAUUGAAUUCAUCCAAACGCAAAUAGUUUUGUUAAGUUUUAAUAAUUUUUAUUAAAAAUUUAUUAAUUGUUUUAAUUUAAUUUUUAUUAACAAAUAACCUUUUAUUUAAUAUAAGUAUUGAGAAAUUUUGCAGCUCAAGUUGAAGUCAAGCUUUAAUUUUAUUUAAAUAAUAUUUAUUUAAUUUUUUUACCUUUUAUUUAAAUUUUUAUUAUAUAAAAUUAAAUUUUAAAAGUGUUUAAUAUUGAAAUUUAUAUAAUUUACCAUUUAAUUGCUUUAUAUUCAAUGGAUUUUAAAGACAAGCUAUAAAAUAUAUAUACGAUGCAUUCUUGUAAGAAUACUGUUACGCUGUCAAAAGAGUUUCCAUUUCAUUUACACUUCUUGCCAUUUCUAAAAGUCUUUUUUUAAUUGUUCUAACUUUAAGUAGAACAACUUUGAUCUAAAUAUUAUUUGUAUGAAAUUUUUUAAUCAUUAUAAUUUGAAAAGAUUACUGCUUAGUCCUUUGAUACUACAAUAUCAAAAUUUUUUUUUGCUUUAUAUCAUAUAAAACUAAACUCUUUGAACAAUAAUUUACUUUUAAAAUUGUUUGUAGUAAUGAAACGAAGGAAAUAAAGUUUUAACAGAAAACGCAGGGACACAGUUUACUAAAACAAAUUAACAAGUGCGAAAGUAGUAUUAAAGUAUACAAAAAAAACCUAAACCUAAAAAAUUAUGUAUGUAUGAAAUCAUAUUGAUAAAUAUUUUAUUUUUAUUUAAAAAGAAGCAAUAAAUUGAAAAAAAAAAACAAACCUAAUAAAAUGAAUUAGAUUAAAUAUAGUUUAAACAAAAAAAAAGGAAAACCAUUUGAAUGCAGUGCCUUAAAACUGAGUGUUGUAACUUUACAGUAGAUUGUGUGGAGAAAGUAAAAUUGAGAUAAUUUUUAAAUUUGUUUUCAAAAUUUCCUAAAAACAACAAUCCCAUUGCCUCAAUAUGAUUUCAUAUUAUAGAUACUAAUAAUAAAUAUUUUAUUAUAAAUGAAAAACAAAACAUGAAAACUUAACUAACAUUCCUUUUAUUUCUUAGAAGAAACAAAAACAAAAUCAAAUUUCUUAAAGAAUAAAAUAAAAUAUUUUAUUAAAAUAAAACAAAUUAAACACAUUUUUAAAAUUCAAAAUGCAAUGAAAUAAACACAAGUAUAUUGCUAAAGUAAUUAAAAAAAAAACUAAUUAAAUAAACUAAAGCGCAUACAACAACAUAUAUUUUUGUCCCCCUAUUUAAUAGAACUAUAAAAUAAUAAUUAUAAUUAUUAACUUAGUAUUAAUGUGAAAUAAUCAUUUACCAAAUUAUUUAUUAUACCCAUGUACUUAAUGAAACACCAAAAAAAAGUAAAACAAACCUAAAUGAUUUAAAUAUUAAAGAAGUCAAAGAUGAAAGAAACAUAAACUUUCUUAUAUACACAUAUUACUAAAUAUUAUAUAAGUCAUACAUUUGCAUUUAUUAUAAUUACAUAUAUGCAAUUAUAUACAUACAUAUAUACCCAAACACAGACGCAUUUAGCAUAUAUACAAACAUACGUAUUUAUUAUU
Messenger RNA from Lucilia sericata (common green bottle fly), 6805 nucleotides. RefSeq names its product leucine-rich repeat and calponin homology domain-containing protein (gene Lrch). The coding region runs from base 307 to 4206 and encodes 1299 amino acids. Gene Ontology annotation, molecular function: protein binding. The record is from RefSeq and is a predicted model, not a curated record. The transcript is spliced from 10 exons. NCBI's taxonomy places the organism in Eukaryota, Metazoa, Arthropoda, Insecta, Diptera, Calliphoridae.